This is a messenger RNA of Oryctolagus cuniculus (rabbit), 2177 nucleotides long. It is a transcript of the gene PDPN, whose product is annotated as podoplanin. The record is from RefSeq and is a predicted model, not a curated record. NCBI's taxonomy places the organism in Eukaryota, Metazoa, Chordata, Mammalia, Lagomorpha, Leporidae. Gene Ontology annotation, cellular component: apical plasma membrane; lamellipodium; basolateral plasma membrane. Gene Ontology annotation, biological process: positive regulation of platelet aggregation; signal transduction; cell migration.
ACGCGCCGGCCAAAGAGCGCCCGAGGGCGGUCCUAGCGCCGGGGCUGAGACCACCUUACCGCCGCCCCGCUCCCCGCCCUCGGCUGGAGGCAUAAAUGCUGACUGCGCUGCCCACGUCGCCAGCUGCGAAGUUCGCCGUCCGACCGCCUUGCGCCCGGGCACCGUGGCGCGCUGGGUCUCUCGCUCCCUGCGCCCCUCCAGGCUGGACGUGGCCAUCUCCCCAGGGACUCUUCCAGCCCCUCUCCCAACUCCUGCGCGCGCGACGACUGCGGCUCCAAGCGCACGAGUGAAGCGGCGAGAUGUGGAAGGCGCGCAUUCUGCUGCUGCUCCUGGGCAGUGCAGGGCUCUGGGCGCCGGCGGCGGCGGGAGCCGUCACGUCCCUGCCGGAAGACGAGGUUGUGACUCCGGGUGUGGACGGUGGCACGGGACUCACAGGGGUAGAAGAUAAUGUGGUGACCAGAGGCGCCAGGGAAGAUCACUCAGAGCCUCACGGUGUCACAGCUCUGGUGCCAACAAAUGCAGAGAGUGUUACAAGCCAUCACUUCGAGGAUCACUCAUUCCUGCACAGCACAGUCCCUGCCCAUAAAGAGAGCCAGAAACCAACGACCCCAAAUGCGGCUACGAGUCGGUCCAUGGAGAAAGCGGGUGAAGAGCCAGACACAACCAUUGAGAAAGGUGGUUUGGCGACAGUGACGCUGGUUGGAAUCAUAGUUGGGGUCUUACUAGCCAUCGGCUUCGUGGGUGGGAUCGUCAUCGUCGUUGUGCGGAAAAUGUCGGGAAGGUACUCGCCCUGAAGAGCUGAAAGGCCGUGCCCUCCUGACAACCUGCUGAAAACAGAGUUCCUGACGCCCCCCGUCCCCGAGCUCGCGGGAGAAGAUGAGCCGCAGAAAACUCCACGGCGACCCCUCUGCCUGCCAGAAACGACCGAAGAAAGGAAAAGUCGCACACGACUCGGCUCCCUCCUCUAAGCAUUUGCCUUUUGAAAUUUUUUUAAACGUAAUUAAAAAAAAAAAAAAGUUGAUAGAAAAGACAACAUGCAUAGGAAACGGAGCAAAACUAUGUGAACUACUGAGUGCUGAGGCCAUGUCCCCCAGUCCGUGUUAGAGGCUGUCAUCGCGUCUGCGCUCUGCUGUUGUGAAAUGCGGAGGAAUGGUCCCAUGUUCAUACCAGGAGGGUGCUCGGGCCGGUGCUGCUGAGCUGGUGGAGUGCGCUCGCUCCAGGCUGCACGGGUCUGGUUUUGAUUUUUUUUUUUUUUAAAGCCUGAUUGAGUGUGUGAAUAAUCAAGUAGAAAAUCUAAACUUGGAUGCUGUGAGCAACGGUCCAGAUGAUUUAUCAGAGGCAUCCAUUUCCGACCGUAAACAGGAAGUCCGCACUCUGGGGGAGAAGGCGCGUGGGUUCUCAGAGCAAGGCCACCAGGCGGCCUCCGGGCCAGCGUUGACUUGAUCAGAUGAGCUCCUGUCUGUGCCCCGGCUUCCCUCGGGCGGUGGGGAGCGGAGUGAAGGCAGCAGCCUCCUCUCUUGCCAUGGUGCUCGUCCUGCGGAUGGGCUGUCUGGCUCUGGAAUAUGGAGACCUCGGCCCCAUGGGGUCGGAGGCUCCCGUGUCCCAGAAACCAAGAGUCGUGUUGGCCACCAAGCAAAAAGAGAUCCUGUGUGUGCCUCUGGCGUGGAAAUAGAAGCCGCCGGCUUGUUAGCAUUUUCUGUCUGCCCCCAGGGAAAGAGAAGGCGAGAAAGACAUAAUCGUAUGCCAUAGGAAGGUACUGCAAAAAGGUUUUAGAAAAAUGGAAUUAAAAGAUAAGUGUAGUGCAAAAAAAAAUUUUGAGAUUCAUGAGUGGUAUUUGGAUAAUAUGCAUUUUCCAGGAAAUGUAUGAAGGCCUUGCCUGUCAAUUUAAAUAAAAAACGUCCGGGUUCGACACCUGGACGUCAGCCGAUAGAGAGAAGGCGUCUUGGAAGAGCUUCACAUUUCCAUCACCUGCCGUCUGCUCAUUCCGAUUCCUGAACAGGAGUGAGGAAUACUGCCCAUUUCUCCCUCCCUAUCCCACCCCCACCCCCCGGCCACGGUGGACAACAGCAGCCCGCCCUGAGUCACACACUGGACUCUGGGUUUCUUGGUCACAUCUGUGUUGGUGUGCAAUGCAGUGUAGACAUGUUUUCAAAUAAAACAGAUGCUUGUGUAAAGAA